Gracilinanus agilis (Agile Gracile Mouse Opossum) is the source of this 1920-nucleotide messenger RNA. RefSeq names its product methenyltetrahydrofolate synthetase (gene MTHFS). The record is from RefSeq and is a predicted model, not a curated record. Gene Ontology annotation, cellular component: mitochondrion. NCBI's taxonomy places the organism in Eukaryota, Metazoa, Chordata, Mammalia, Didelphimorphia, Didelphidae. Gene Ontology annotation, molecular function: 5-formyltetrahydrofolate cyclo-ligase activity. Gene Ontology annotation, biological process: folic acid-containing compound biosynthetic process; tetrahydrofolate interconversion. The coding region runs from base 1 to 606 and encodes 201 amino acids. The transcript has 3 exons.
AUGGCGGCUGCGGCAGCUGUAAACGGGGCCAAGCGUAAUUUGCGGACUGAGAUAAAGCAGCGGCUGCGGACGCUAAGUGCCGAGGAACGGCUCCGCCAGUCCCGGCUGCUGACCGAGAAGGUGAUUGCUCACAGUAAAUAUCAAGAGUCUCAGAGAAUUUCAAUCUUUCUGAGCAUGCAAGAUGAAAUUGAGACAGAAGAAAUUAUCAAGGAUAUUUUUCAGCGUGGCAAAACAUGUUUCAUCCCUCGAUACAAAUUCAAGAGCAACUACAUGGAUAUGGUCAAGUUAUUUUCAGCAGAGGAAAUUAUUUCACUUCCCAAAACUUCUUGGAACAUACAACAGCCCAGUGAUGAUGAAGUGCGGGAGGAAGCUUUGUCAACAGGAGGUUUGGAUCUCAUCUUCAUGCCGGGUCUUGGAUUUGACAAACAGGGCAACCGCCUGGGAAGGGGCAAGGGAUACUAUGACACCUACCUGAAGCGGUGCUUGCAACACCAAGAAAGAAAGCCUUAUACAAUUGCUUUGGCUUUCAAAGAACAAAUCUGUGGUGAGGUGCCAGUUGGAGAAAACGAUAUGAGAAUAGACGAAGUGCUUUAUGAAGACAAAUAAACUUUGCAGUUCCCAGUGACAACCCUGUUGAAUGAUCCGGGUUUUGUACUCAAGUAAAAUAAAAUGCAUUUCUUUUCUCCUAUCCAAAAAUCAAUUGCAACUCUACCCUUAUAUUACCAAGAACCGUAUUGACUUUGGUGUAAUUACAAGGGGUUUAGUAUGAAAUAUUAGUUGAAAAUCUUUAGGAAUGUGAAUACUAUAAUAUUAGUUAAUAAUGAACAUUUCAUUUAGUGAUUUUUCUUCCUAAUUUCCUGGUGUUAAAAUGAGAAUUUUAUAUCUCCUUUGAAGUAUAAAUUAUAAAUGAGAUUCUGUGGUCCAAGUUGCAUGAUGAAUCAAAUUUAGACAGUGAUUUUACUAUAUGCUAACAUGUCCUUUAAUGGCUCUGCUUUCAAUCCCUAAGACAUAUAGGAAGAUUUGAUAAAUAUUAUUAAUUGCUUUGUCGAUGUUUGCUUCUGGUUCAGACUUUAGAGAAGGCAAGUGGUACUUAACAUGACUUUAUUAAUCCUUUUCUUUGUUCACCCAACUUGAAAUUUUGGGUUAAGCAUUUCAUAGGUAAGGAUUCAAGAGAAAUUGCUUAUUGGUUUGUUAGUUUAAUACUGUAAUUCACCAUGAUUAGUCCCUAAAUGCCUCAUUAUAGGAAAGCUACCUGUUAAGCAUCUUUAGAUACUAAUGCCAAGUUCUGAUGUUAUAUUUAUUAUAAACUCAAUUCCAUUUAUUUGGGGUUUCUGCCUUGAAAAUAAAAUUUGUCUAAGGUUGAAAGUUGGGAGAUGACAUUUCACCUGGGGAUUAAUGUUGUGGUAAUAACUUAAAAGUGGCAUUAUUUGAAUAAUUUGUUCAUAAUGGCUUAGGGAAUUAUAUGUGAUUUGAGACUCCAUGUAGAAAGAACAGAGAUAUACAGCAAAGAAAGUCAAAUAGGCUACAAAGAAUAAGGAAAAGAUGGUUGAAGUAACAAGGAUAUGAAUAUUUGGGGGAAAGGGAAGAAGAAAAAGGAGCUGCCUAAGAGCUAAAAGGACAAAUACGUUGUUUUUUAAAAAAAUGGACUCAAUACUAUUUGGUAUUUUGAAUUAUUUAAACUAUAAAUAUUCACAUUAAAUAUACUGUAAUGAUACAUGAGUUUCAAAAUGGAUAGUUUUUAUAAUUAAAACAUUGUUGGAUAACUUUUUGCUAUAAAUUGAAUCUGGAUUUUACAUUGUUGCCUUAAUCUUGGGUGCUUUUUGGCAUAUACAUGGAGGAUUUUUGGGAAACUGAAUCUAUUACAUACAACUUAUAUUUUUGGAAAAAAGAAUAUAAUAAAUCAAAAUAUUAGUUUCAAAA